Molecule: messenger RNA, 843 nt
Organism: Dictyostelium discoideum AX4
Lineage: Eukaryota; Evosea; Eumycetozoa; Dictyosteliales; Dictyosteliaceae
Exons: 1
Coding region: 1-843 (280 amino acids)
Source: RefSeq, a predicted model, not a curated record
AUGGAUGAUGACGAAUUUGUAUUCAUCGAAAGCAAUCCAACACAAUCAACUUGGGUGGAUGUUAAAAAGUCACAACAACAACAACAACAACAACCUCAAGCACCACCACAACAACAACAACAACAAAUACUCCCAGUUUACAGAAAUUUAAAUCCUUUAGUUGAUGAAAAUGAUGGAUUUACAUACCAACAACAACAACUCUAUUUACAACAACAACAGCAAUUUUGCCAACAACAAUUACUUUUGGAGCAACAACAACAACAACAAUUACUCUUAAAGCAACAACAACAACAAUUGCUUUUGGAGCAACAACAACAACAAUUACUUUUAAAGCAACAAAAACAACAAUUACUUUUGGAGCAACAAUUACUUUUGGAGCAACGACAACAACAACAACAGAAAGUACCAAUACCAAUUGCACAAGUACCAGCCUCAACACUUGUAGUGGAGAGUAAACAAGAAGAAAAAAUACAAGAAGAACAGGAAGUUCCAGUAAUUGUCUCAAUUAUUAAUUCUCCUCCACCACCACAAGAAGAAGAAAAACCUCAACUUUCAAAAAAAGAGGAACCAGAAUGGCUCAAAGGUAAAGAUAAAGCACCAUAUAUUUCAACAUCCACAUCAGAUGUUAAAUAUACUUCAAAUGUUGUCAGCAACAAACCAUACACUACUAUUAAAUCCUCUACUAGUUAUUCUUCAGUUAGUGGUAGUGGUGGUAGUGGUAUUAGACGUAUAUCAUUAGCAGAACUUAAUGGUAAUUCAAAGCCAUACACUUCCUCAAAUGCAACUAAUAAACCUUUUACAACCGCUUCAAAAUCAACUAACUCUUACAGUUUUUCAUUUUAA